AUGUCACGGUACGAUUAUGAAGAAAAUAAGAAGGUAUAUGUUGGGAAUCUCAACCCGAAUACAACUUCUGAGCAAUUAGAAGGCAUCUUUGCCAAGUUUGGCACAAUCGCUACUAUUUGGGUCGCACGUAGGCCUCCAGGAUUCGCUUUUGUGACAUUCGAAGAUCACAGAGAUGCACAUGACGCGGUUGAAGAACUUAACAGAACAGAAUUUCAGGGAAAUAGCUUAAAAGUUGAAUUGUCACGUGGACCAAAAAAAAGAAAUUACGGCAGAAGAAAUUCUGAUUAUCAUAGUUCAAGACGUUCUAUAAGUGGAAGUCCAAGAAGGCUUCGUUCUAGAAGUGUGAACUAUGGAUCUGGAACAAACUACAGAGAUAGAAAACACUAUAGAGAUUAA
Molecule: messenger RNA, 396 nt
Organism: Babesia microti strain RI
Lineage: Eukaryota; Apicomplexa; Aconoidasida; Piroplasmida; Babesiidae
Product: RNA-binding protein 1
Exons: 5
Coding region: 1-396 (131 amino acids)
Biological process (GO): mRNA splicing, via spliceosome
Cellular component (GO): nuclear speck
Molecular function (GO): RNA binding
Source: RefSeq, a predicted model, not a curated record